AUGACAAGCUCGUCCACACCGUCUACUGAAUCACUGGAGUCUGCUGUUUCUGGGGUGAAAGACUAUCCACGAGAACCUGGAUGUCCUUGGAAAUCCACGAGAACUCGUGAAGAUCUCAAGCCCCAAGAGAGAGGUAAGAGAGCUUGCAGCCCGAGACAAUCGUCCAGCAGAUCUAACUUUGCGAAGCGGAAGGCAGUUGACCUUGAGAACGCUACAAACGCGGUUGAGCCCGAGAUGCGAUCUGACCUCUAUAUGCCUCGAAAUCUUUCACGCACCGCAACUCAUGGCCGAGUGGAGAAACCUCACCCACGCAAGCGGUCACGAACUGCCAGUACAUUCUGCGACAAUGCGUUUGGAAGUGGAACACAAGUCUGUCCGCAAACGAAAAUUCGGGGGUCAAACAUUCCGUUGAGCACGACAUUUAGGAAGACGCCGGGUGAUGGCAUCAUCUUGGGGCGCACCUCAGUCUUCAAUCAGUCCGCCGAUAUGGCGGUGUGGGCAGCCACCAACUUAUUAGCACCGGGUGCCUUCCUGCUGCCCUUCCCAUUGCUCUGCCAAAAAGAAUCAUGCGAAAAGCCAACGUUCAAGAUGAGCAUUCCAGAUACUCAUUCUGAGGAAAGUCCAGCACGUGUUUUGUGGGUGAUCACCGACGCACAUAGUCCCAUGACCGGUCAUGUUGUAGACAUGUCUUGUAUCAGUCGUCAUCAAGGACAGGGGCACAGAGACGCUCAAGGAUGCAACAUCGGAGCACAAAACCCGCCAAGAGGGAUGUCAAACAGGAGCAAAGAAUGCGAAAGGGUCGCUGCACUGGAGCACAAAACCGCUGAAGGCUGCCGCACUGGAGCAAAAAAUGUGAAAGGUGGCUGCACUGGAGCACAAAACCGCUGA
Diaporthe batatas is the source of this 888-nucleotide messenger RNA. RefSeq lists its product as uncharacterized. The coding region runs from base 1 to 888 and encodes 295 amino acids. The record is from RefSeq and is a predicted model, not a curated record. The transcript is spliced from 5 exons. NCBI's taxonomy places the organism in Eukaryota, Fungi, Ascomycota, Sordariomycetes, Diaporthales, Diaporthaceae.